Messenger RNA from Dimorphilus gyrociliatus, 350 nucleotides. NCBI's taxonomy places the organism in Eukaryota, Metazoa, Annelida, Polychaeta, Dinophilidae. The record is from the annotation of a GenBank genome assembly.
AGUCGGUGCAGCAGAAAACAGCUGAGCGUUCGAUUUGCCAACAGAAUUGAGAAAUCAAAAUAAAAGGUUGCAUGGCUGCUGAAAUGACUGAUAAAGACCCAGCAACUAUAUCUUUGUCUGGAGAUGUUGAAAAGAAGCAGGCUAGUAAAGAAUCUCUUCCAGAGACGAGAGAAGUCAACAUUCACCAACGAGAUCCGGCUAAUAUUAACGAUUAUAUAAAGAGACUGAGAAAGGGUGUGCUAGAGAGAGAUAGAGUGACAGAGAAUAUGAGAUGGGAGGCAAAGAGGGAAAAGGAGAGACAAAGAGAAAGAGGGAAAAGGAGGGAAAACGAGAGACAGACAAAUAUAUAG